Molecule: messenger RNA, 732 nt
Organism: Sorghum bicolor (sorghum)
Lineage: Eukaryota; Viridiplantae; Streptophyta; Magnoliopsida; Poales; Poaceae
Exons: 2
Coding region: 1-732 (243 amino acids)
Source: RefSeq, a predicted model, not a curated record
AUGACAAGGAAACCGUCAAGGAAGGACAAGCAGGAUGAAGAAGACAAGGUAGAAGAAGGAGAGCUUCCAUCAACAAAAGAAAGUACCAAGUUCAAUGGGAAGGUUCUAACCUACGCCAAGUACCUGAAAGACAUCCUCAACAACAAGAAGCCGUUGCCUAAAACUAAGGUAAUUAAACUAACUGAAGAAUGCAGCGAAGUCAUCUUGAAUAAAUUCCUAGAGAAGAAGAAGGACCCCGGAUGCCCCACCAUUGAUUGCUCCAUCAGGACACAACAUUUUGAGCAUGCACUGUACGACUUGGGAGCAAGCGUCAGUGUUAUGCCAAAGGUAAUUUUUGACAAGUUAAAUCAUACUACCUUGUCCCCUACAUCAAUAUAUUUGCAACUAGCGGAUCAGUCGAUUCGCCAUCCAGCGGGAGUAGCUGAGAACAUCCCUAUCAAGAUACACAAUUUCCUCGUUCCUAUGGAUUUUGUAGUUCUUGACAUGGAGGUUGACAAGAAGGUCCCCCUCAUCCUUUGGAGACCAUUCCUCAGCACUGCCAAGGCACAUAUUGAUGUUGGAGCCGGAGAAAUUCAAUUCACCAUCAAUGGGGCCCAGGAGAAAUUCAACUUCAAGCCAAAAGUUGAGCAGUGCUCAAUGAUCUUGGCUACAGAGCUGGCUACAGUUAUUGCCCUAACGCACACCAAAAAGAAGGCUAAAUCAAAACCAUGGGAAAAAGCCAAGCAAAUAUGA